This is a messenger RNA of Rhineura floridana, 2027 nucleotides long. It is a transcript of the gene RUVBL2, whose product is annotated as RuvB like AAA ATPase 2. The transcript has 15 exons. Lineage: Eukaryota; Metazoa; Chordata; Lepidosauria; Squamata; Rhineuridae. Gene Ontology annotation, molecular function: ATP hydrolysis activity; ATP binding; DNA helicase activity. The record is from RefSeq and is a predicted model, not a curated record. The coding region runs from base 95 to 1510 and encodes 471 amino acids. Gene Ontology annotation, cellular component: Swr1 complex; NuA4 histone acetyltransferase complex; R2TP complex. Gene Ontology annotation, biological process: chromatin remodeling; regulation of transcription by RNA polymerase II; box C/D snoRNP assembly.
UAGGUCUGCUUCCUGUUUCCGGCUUCCUCUCCCAGUCUCCUGAAGCUGUUGGGGAGGCUGGUGCUUAGAGACGGCGCGAGAGUGGAGCAGCAGCAUGGCAACAGCCGCGGCUACUAAGGUCCCUGAAGUUCGGGAUGUCACCCGGAUUGAACGAAUUGGUGCCCACUCCCACAUUAGAGGGCUUGGCUUAGAUGAUACGUUGGAACCCAGACAGGUGUCCCAGGGCAUGGUAGGCCAAUUGGCUGCCCGUCGAGCUGCUGGCGUGAUCUUGGAGAUGAUCAAGGAGGGCAAAAUUGCUGGCCGGGCUGUCCUGAUUGCUGGUCAGCCAGGCACAGGGAAAACUGCCAUUGCCAUGGGAAUGGCACAGGCACUGGGCCUUGACACGCCUUUCACAGCCAUUGCCGGCAGUGAGAUCUUCUCCUUGGAGAUGAGCAAGACCGAGGCACUGACACAGGCCUUCCGGCGCUCCAUUGGUGUCCGCAUCAAGGAGGAAACAGAAAUAAUUGAAGGUGAAGUGGUGGAGAUCCAAAUAGAUCGCCCAGCAACUGGCACUGGUGCUAAGGUGGGGAAGCUGACCUUGAAGACAACCGAGAUGGAGACCAUCUAUGACUUGGGCACCAAGAUGAUCGAGUCACUGACCAAGGAGAAAGUGCAGGCUGGGGAUGUCAUUACCAUUGACAAAGCGACGGGGAAGAUCACCAAACUAGGACGCUCCUUUACCCGGGCACGAGACUAUGAUGCCAUGGGUUCACAGACAAAGUUUGUGCAAUGCCCUGACGGAGAGCUGCAGAAGCGCAAGGAAGUAGUGCACACUGUCUCGCUACAUGAAAUUGAUGUCAUCAACAGUCGCACGCAGGGCUUCCUUGCACUCUUCUCUGGUGACACAGGUGAGAUAAAAUCCGAAGUGCGAGAGCAGAUCAAUGCCAAGGUAGCUGAGUGGCGAGAGGAAGGCAAGGCUGAGGUGAUCCCAGGGGUUUUAUUCAUUGACGAGGUCCACAUGCUGGACAUUGAGUGCUUCUCCUUCCUGAACCGGGCCCUGGAGAGUGACAUGGCACCUGUCCUCAUCAUGGCUACCAACCGAGGCAUCACCAGGAUUCGUGGCACCAACUACCAGAGCCCCCACGGCAUCCCUAUUGACCUGCUGGAUCGUAUGCUCAUCAUCUCGACCUCCCCCUACAGCGACAAGGAGACCAAGCAGAUCCUUAAAAUCCGGUGUGAGGAGGAAGAUGUUGAGAUGAAUGAAGAUGCCUACACAGUCCUGACCCGCAUCGGCUUGGAGACCUCCCUGCGCUAUGCCAUCCAGCUCAUCACGGCAGCCAACCUGGUGUGUCGCAAGAGGAAGGGCACAGAGGUUCAGGUGGAUGACAUCAAGCGUGUGUACUCGCUAUUUCUGGAUGAGUCACGUUCCACUCAGUACAUGAAAGAGUACCAGGAUGCCUUCAUGUUCAAUGAACUCACGGCAGCGAGGAGGUGCAGGAGUGGGGAAAACACUGCAUGCAAGCCUGACUGAAAAGGAAGAGAACUUGACAUGGGGGCUGCAGUCUUUGGUGCAGUCUUGAGUUUCAUGUAUAUACUUUUGCCUCCUAUCCAUCCUGAAAAAUCUUCCAAAAAUGUUCAGUCCCAGCCUGGGCAUGCAAAGUUAUUCAUGGGAUAUGUUCAGUGUCUCCAUAUCCACUGAAAAGUCCAUUGUAUUUCCCAGAAUAACGAUCAUGAUAUUCUGCUCAUAAUUAAAAGGGGCCAAGAAUAGGCCUGGUUUUAUUUUGUUUUCCUGAAUCCUGGUGUAAUGCAUGUGUUGACAAAUUAUGCUAAAGGCUGGGGACCCAGAAAGUCAGUUCUGAGGGUGGGCUGCAGUAGUUAGAGGGCACAGGAUGACUUUCACAGGAUCAGAAUAAGAGAAAACCUGUGGGAUGGGUGUAAAAAGUGUAGGGCGGAGGAUGGAGAAAUAUGAGAACUCUCAAGUGUUGAUUCUUCUGCACAGCUUAGCACAGUCUGCCUCCUCUUCACCCCCUCCUAUUCCUCCCAACCCU